Messenger RNA from Didymodactylos carnosus, 1038 nucleotides. The record is from the annotation of a GenBank genome assembly. NCBI's taxonomy places the organism in Eukaryota, Metazoa, Rotifera, Eurotatoria, Philodinida, Philodinidae.
AUGUCGGACGAAGAACAUAGUGAAGAAGAAGAAGAAGAAGAAGAGAGAAGCGAAAUAGAGGCAGGAACUGAAGAGGCCGAUCCAGAUCGGCAAGAUAAAGAAAAAGCUAUUGACAAAUAUAAUCUGAAAAAUUAUUCAGAGGACUUUAUGCGUCAGGUUGUUGAUUUUCCCGAUGAAACAAACAGAUUUGGUAAACGUUCCCAUACAUGGAAAAGUAUUCGCCAUCGAUUUAAAGCAGUUCCAGAUCAGAAAUAUAUCUCUAGAUUUCGACGGUAUUUGGAAUACCACGGAACAAAGAGACAGAAGACACAGAACGUGGACGAGCUAGUUUACAAAAACCUAGCCACAGCACGAGAAAAAGGACUUCUGGUUCAUGAUCUGGACAUUCAAAAAUGGGCAACAAAAAUAGCCAAAGAACUGAAAGUGGACAAUUUUCAUGCGUCUCUUGAUGCAAAAUGUUUACUACUUUCUGAUAGUUAUCCCGGUCGAUGUCAUGCAAAAACAUAUGAACCGAAAAAUUGUGGUGGAAAGCAAGUUACCGGUCUACAAAUACCACAAAAUACAACGGAUCAGCUCCAACCGCUCGACUGUUAUUUCAAUCGGCAAAUAAAAAAAUUUCUGAAAGCAUGUUAUAAUCGCGUGGCUUUGGAUGAGCUCGACAUACAUUUACAUCAGCGGAAUAACAUUAUUCGCCUGGGUAAAUCAUCGGUCUUAGAGGCGUUAUCUGGUAUUCAGUUACCACGUGCAGAUUACAUUUGUACUCGUUGCCCGUUAGAACUUCGUUUGAAACGAUUGAAUGAUUUGAAGCAAAAAGAAUAUGCAGCAAUACGUAGUGUAAAUGGGCAGGAUAAAGAGUUAAAAAGUUUGGAUGAUAUAUCAAAUGAAGUCAUUCAAAUAACAAAUGUGGUUGCUGGUAAACAGCAAAAUAUCAGUCCAAAACCGAUUAUUCUUACCGUUUAUAAACACAAUAGUUUAGAUUUAACGUUAAUUGAUCUCCCUCGUAAACAAACUAAUAAUUCAUUUAUUGAGAAAGAGUGA